UACGAACGAAUACUAUCAUCUAUAAAGUUUAACACGUAAUUAUACAAUAUUGUUGUGGAAUUUAACUGUUUAAUAUCCACUGCACUACUGCAGUAGUACAAUUACGCUCGUUGCUUUGUGUGUACGUACGCUUAUGUAUAUUGGUAUACUGGGUUCGUACUUACACAUUACGGACGUGUCAUUGGUUUUUUUUUGUUUUUUUAUCAUUACAUCCAAACAUUCAAUGGAUAUUAUGCACAGAAGAUGAGAAAAUGUUCGUUGUUCAUUUUAAAAUACAGAUAGGAAAAUCGAGUAACUUUCCACGGAGCUUAUAAAAAAAAUUUGUAAGUUGAAAGCUCUAAACUGUGGUUUGCAAUUUAAAAUGUUGGAAGAAGAUGAUGAAUGCUGGAUGAAAGACUUAGAAAAAGCACUGUGUGAGAAGGACAUAUCUCCACAAAGUGAAGAUUCUGAACGUUUUACUGUUAUUGCGAAUGAAUGUAGGGGUCAAGUAUGGCGUCAGUUAUUAACUCGUGAUGACGAUACAAUUACAACUUUGUUGGAUGAGAGACCAAUUAUAAAAAAUAUUGAACAGUUAGAGGUUGACUGUCAAAUGCUGAUUGCUUCAUUAGAGAUAGAAGAUGAAGAAGAAAAAUUAAAUUGUCUGUCAGAUACUGAAGCUAUAUUGGUUACAAUGUGUAAAAUAUAUAACACAGAUAUAUAUGAUUCAAAUAAGAGAUGGUCAUCAAUAAUUCGUCCAAUUGUUUCAUUAAAAUUACCUCGGAUCGAUACAUAUACAAUGUUUCGUGCUAUUGAUGAAGAGUACAUAGCUAAACAUCAAGACUGUUAUCAUUUACUACGAAUAUUGUUAUUAUAUCAUGAUCCAGAAUUGUGUAAUUUACUAGAUUCUUUAAAAAUAGGCCCAGAACAUUAUAGUGAAUCAUGGAUACAAACUUUAUUUGCAGAAACAUGUUCUUUAGAAGUAAUACUAACUAUUUGGGAUUUUUACUUAGCAAAAAAAGAUAGAUUUUUUAUAUUUUUUUUGGCUUUAGUGUUCAUUAUCAACGCCAGGGAUCAUGUGUUUUCUUUAAAACAUCAGCCUAAAAUUCAAUUAAUUGAAAUACUUGGGAAUUUACCAGCACAAUUAGCUAUAGAUGAUAUAAAUGAUUUUUGGUCUUUAGCAGAAUAUUAUGAUAAGAAAACUCCUUCAUCUUUUAAAAAGGAUGUUGCUGGAUAUAUUUUUGAUCACCAAUUACCAGAUAAAGGAAUUUCGCAAAUGUUAUGCCUUCCUAUCAGUGUGGAAGAACUGAUAUCUCAUACAAAUAGAACAGUUACUAAUAGCUUGAAGUUUUUUGUGAUGGAUUGUAGACCAGCAGAACAAUAUAAUUUUGGACACUUACCAAUAGCUUUUCCUUUAGACAGUACUUUACUUUUGGAAGAUCCUGUUUCUUUUUGGACUGCUGUUGAAGGUCUAUUAUCAUGUCAAAAACAAAGCUUUGCUGAAGGUCGAUCAGGUGGAGGAGAACAUUGGUGUUUCUCUGGUUGUGGAAGUGGUUUAGAUGCUAAUCAAAAUACUCACAUGGUUGUUUCUGCUUUUCUUCAAAAACACUCUCUUUAUGUUUCUAUGUUGAUUGGUGGUUAUCAAGCACUUCAUGAAUAUUUUGAAAAAAACAAUAUUGAUGGCUUGAGUGAUCAUGAUCGAAAUAAAUGUUCCCAAUGUUUACGUAUUCCACAACAAAGUAAAGAGCGGUUGACUCAGACGAAUUCAACUAAUGAAUUAUUUUCUAAACUUGGAGUGGCCAUGAGAUCAAAAUCAUUUGAAGUUAAAGGAAAAUUAAUGGAUUUUUUGUCAAGUAAUAACAAUAGCACAAAAAAUGAAAAAAAAAGUGGUAGUAGCAAGAGAUAUAGAAAUAUAGCACCUGUUUUUGCAAUUGAUGAGGAUGAUAAUAAUCAAGAUUCAGAAGAUGAAGCAGCUCAAUGUAAUAGUAUAUCAAUAUUACUAAAUAAAUCUUAUGUAAUUUCAUCGUUUGACUGUCAACACAUAAGAAAUGAUGGAACAUUAAUUCCAGGAAAAUUAGUGUUGACAAAAAACAAUUUAAUCAUAGUUGAAGUUGAUUCAAAAGAUUCUAAUAAAAUUAGUUCUUUGAUAAAUCAUUCACUUGGAACAAUUUUGAAUAUUAAAUGCCGCAAAAAACGACCAGAUUUAAUUAUUUUUGAAUAUUCUGGAAAAGACAGAGAUAUUGACAGAUUCAUAAUUCCUCAAUCACAAUCAGCUACUAAUAUAGUAACAAAGCAAAUCUUGGAUUUUAUUGAACGAAAUGAAAGCUGAUAAAAGUUGUGAAUCAAAUAAAAAAAAAAUUUAUAUUAUAUUAAAAUAAAAAUAAGUUUUUAAUAUUUUGUUAAAAUAAUUUAUUAUUUAGGGAAAAUAAAUUAAAAAUUGCUCAUUCAUUUUAAUGAAAUGCAUUACUAUGCUAAAUGAAAUAAAUCCAUCCAUGUAAAAAAAAAAAAAUUAUUGUGUAUACUUAAAAUUUUAUUAACCUUAAUUAAUGUUAGAAGAGUUAAAAUGUAAAACAU
Messenger RNA from Sipha flava (yellow sugarcane aphid), 2550 nucleotides. RefSeq names its product TBC1 domain family member 23 (gene TBC1D23). NCBI's taxonomy places the organism in Eukaryota, Metazoa, Arthropoda, Insecta, Hemiptera, Aphididae. Gene Ontology annotation, cellular component: trans-Golgi network. The record is from RefSeq and is a predicted model, not a curated record. The transcript is spliced from 13 exons. Gene Ontology annotation, biological process: retrograde transport, endosome to Golgi. The coding region runs from base 362 to 2305 and encodes 647 amino acids.